Colletotrichum higginsianum IMI 349063 is the source of this 456-nucleotide messenger RNA. RefSeq lists its product as uncharacterized. The record is from RefSeq and is a predicted model, not a curated record. NCBI's taxonomy places the organism in Eukaryota, Fungi, Ascomycota, Sordariomycetes, Glomerellales, Glomerellaceae. Bases 1 to 456 code for a protein of 151 amino acids. The transcript is spliced from 2 exons.
AUGCAGGGGGGGGCAAGCUAUCCUAUCCUGCGAAUGCUCGUUUUGGAGCUUCUGGAAGCUCUCGGGGUUUGCAGAAGAGAAGUGACCUCAUGGCACUUGGCUCGUCUUACAACCCUCGCCGACGCCCUGCCAUCUCCGCCUCCGUCUCAGUCACUAGACAGCUGCCCGCGAUCCCGCGAGAACGGCACGCCAGGUCGCCCAUCGCGGCCGGCCAACAUCACGCCUGGCCGGGACGCCCUUGGCCUGUCUGGGUCUCCCAUCUUGCGGGCCUCCACCUUGUCUGGCCUUCUGGCCGUACGGUCUGUCGGCCCAUCAAUGCGCCUCAACUCUCUUCAUGUUGACAGCCCUCAUUGGUCCUGGAUCGUCGACGUGACGCCAGCCUUCACUUCAGCUGCCCUUCUAUCCGUCCAGCCUGUUGGUCGCGACCGGGCCACGGCUACUCCUGUGGCGCCAUAA